Molecule: messenger RNA, 429 nt
Organism: Didymodactylos carnosus
Lineage: Eukaryota; Metazoa; Rotifera; Eurotatoria; Philodinida; Philodinidae
Source: the annotation of a GenBank genome assembly
AUGGCUGGUGAAAGUGUUUGGACAAAAUUAAUUCGUCACUAUAGUGUUGUACAAUAUUUGUUUAAUGCUGAGUCAUAUGCGGGUUUAGUCAUCUAUGAAGUACUUGAAAAUAUGUCUGUUGAAUUUCCUUUGAUGCAUUAUCUGAUCGAACAAUAUGACCCAACAUUAGAUGAUACAUCGUACACAUUAUUAGCUGAUUUCUAUUAUGAAUUAAAGAAUAGAGAAAAAUCAUUAGAAUAUUUAAAAACAUUAACAAUAACUAAAAAUAGAUGUUUUUCUAGUGAUCAUCCAAUUAAUAUUUUACCAUAUAAAUUAAUGAGAGCAAUAUACAUUGAACAAGGUGACGAUGAUUCAGAAUUGACUGAACUACAUAUUAAAAUAAAGUCGGACUCUCAAGCUGAAACUCUGAAAGUUUUAUUUAAAAUUUAA